This is a messenger RNA of Poecilia latipinna (sailfin molly), 1099 nucleotides long. RefSeq names its product P2X purinoceptor 3-like. Gene Ontology annotation, cellular component: plasma membrane. The transcript has 7 exons. Gene Ontology annotation, molecular function: purinergic nucleotide receptor activity; ATP binding; extracellularly ATP-gated monoatomic cation channel activity. NCBI's taxonomy places the organism in Eukaryota, Metazoa, Chordata, Actinopteri, Cyprinodontiformes, Poeciliidae. The coding region runs from base 346 to 1083 and encodes 245 amino acids. The record is from RefSeq and is a predicted model, not a curated record. Gene Ontology annotation, biological process: calcium ion transmembrane transport; response to ATP.
CCUGGCUGGAUCACGGCUCACAUAAAAGACAAACACCGAAUCAGAAGGAUCCUCAUUUAUUCUCUUUGUCAUCGAGAUGUUUGACGUCUGCAGAAACAGGAAGAGAACAGAGACAGAAGUCAAUGAGAUAGAGGAGAUUUAGACCAAUUAACAGCUUAAUUACGAGUCUUUUUUUUCUUACAAGAGCUUCGUUUUAUUUUAUUUUUGACUUUUUUGUGUUCACUUUAAUCUUAGAAUUACCUUUGAGACUGUCCGAUACAAAUCUGUACACUGUAAAAAAUCACUUAGGUUAUUUUUGACAGGUUUUUGUUGUAUUUUUGUGUUUUCCAUCCACACACUGCCAAGAUGUGGUCGUGUAUGAAGAACUUCUUCACUUAUGAAACGACAAAGUCGGUGGUUGUGAAAAGCUGGACUAUCGGCAUCAUCAACCGGAUUGUUCAACUUAUCAUCAUUUCUUACUUUAUUGGUUGGGUGUUUAUCUGGGAAAAGGCCUACCAGGUGAGAGACACAGCUAUAGAGUCGUCAGUCAUGACAAAGGUCAAAGGCUUUGGAAACUACAACAACAGAGUCAUGGACGUUGCAGACUACGUCACUCCUACGCAGGGAGGUUCUGUCUUUUGCAUCAUCACCAAAAUGAUUACAACAGAGAACCAAGUGCAAGGAUACUGUCCUGAGACUGAGAAAUACAACUGUACCAAAGACAGUGACUGCACAAAAUAUCGUCACAGACCAGGAGGAUAUGGAAUCUUCACAGGAAACUGCGUCCCUUUCAAGACCAACAUCUCAAUGUGUGAGAUUAAAGGAUGGUGUCCUGCAGAGAUCGACACCAUAAAGACAGAACCCAUGAAUGAUGUGGAGAACUUCACAAUCUUCAUAAAGAACAGCAUCCGUUUCCCAACUUUUAACUACACCAAAGGGAACUUCCUUCCAUCAAUAACUAAUGAAUACAUCAAAACGUGUAACUUUAACAAAGAAAAGGACAUCUACUGCCCUAUCUUCAAAGUGGGGGACAUUCUUAAAAAUGCAGAGCAAAACUUCACUCAGCUGGCAGACACGGUAAAAACAGCAAUUGCAUUUUUUUAAUAGGGGUUAAAUUAAA